GCGGCGCUACGCGUGUUGCCGUGCGUAGAGCUGCUGUCCGCUGAGGCGGCGGAGUGCUACGUGGUUUGCGUAACGCACUUGUGAAUGGGGAAGGCGGGGGGCAGGGGGAUGAUGUCAGCCUUCGAAUGUCAACAAUGUAGCGAUUGAGGGAGGAGGCGCCGCAGCAGGAGCGGAGCGCGGGGAGCGGGUGGCCGCACACCGGGGCCGCCGCCGCACGCGCACCGCCGCCGCCGGGCUGCCCGGGACUCCAGCCGCCGCUGCCGCCGCCUCGCGCCGCGCCCGCCCCGGCUGCAGCAGCAGCAGCUCCUCCGCGGUGCCGUCGCGCCUCCCAGCUGCUGCAGCCGCCUCCGCUCCUCCUGCCCCCGCCCGCCUCUUCCCAGCCGCCCCCUCCCUUUCUUCCCCGCGGCAGGACGGGGAGCAGCGCUCGGCAGCCCGCGCCAUGUGAUGCGCGUCUCUCCGGGGGCAGCUCGCGGUGCGCGCCUUUGAAGCACCCCCCUCCGCCGCCGGGAAACAGCCCGGUCCUCCCUGCCCGGCCGCCCCCACCUCAGGGGGAGCGACCCAAAGUUGCAUUCAGCCAAGUGGCUCUGCCUUCUUUGGGAAACGAGGAUUCUGGAAGAAAAAAUAGAGUGCUUCCACAUUUUGUGGCAUGUCUCACGCUUUACUUCAGUCUACGCCGCAUACACAAGGCCCCUCUUACCCUGGGCUUCCCAACACCUGUUUGUGGUGAAAGGAUAUAAACAGUGUUGCAAGAUUCCUCAGUGUUAACUCUUGCCUGACAGUUUAAGCUAAUUGGUACAAGGUCAUCCAGUUUUUCCUCUGGCCAACAUCCCCUGCAAUCUCCACAUUUGGUAUCUUCUUUGGUAUAACUGUAGGUGCUGCUUACGUGAGAAGAGCUGAGCCACAACAGCCAGUUUAUGAGACAGUAAACUGCUUAAAGCUGCAAUUUGUUUCCCUGGAAAGAGCUGCCAGGGGCUGUGUCUUGGGUUGAUAUCAGCUCAGCUGCCAGAACUUUGCCCCACAGCGCUGCAGAGUUCCACAUCUUAAUGGAUUGCUGUAGUCUCCUAAUUUCUCCAUUCACCCAGUUUCCUGCCUCGUGAGAAUAUUAGCUAGCACAGAACCUAGAAAAGUUACAUGGUGUGAACGGAAUGUCUGUGGAUGAGAAGACUGAAUCCCCCAUGUAUGUGUAUGAGUCAACAGUCCAUUGUACCAAUAUCCUCCUGUGCCUCAAUGACCAGCGGAAGCAGGAUAUUCUCUGUGAUGUGACUUUGAUUGUGGAGGGGAAAGAGUUCCGAGCCCACCGAGCUGUGCUGGCUGCUUGCAGUGAAUAUUUCUUGCAGGCGUUGGUGGGGCAAACAGAAAAUGACCUGGUUGUCAGCCUGCCAGAAGAGGUCACUGCCAGGGGAUUUGGUCCAUUGUUACAGUUUGCCUACACUGCUAAGCUGUUACUCAGCAGAGAAAACAUCCAAGAGGUCAUCCACUGUGCUGAAUUCUUGCGCAUGCACAACUUGGAGGAUUCCUGCUUCAGCUUUCUUCAGACACAGCUGCUGAACAAUGAAGAUGGCCUCUUCUUGUGCAAAAAGGAUACCGCCUGUCAGCGAAUGCAUGAUGAAGAGAACUCAGAUGGGGAAGAGGAGGAAACUAUGGAAUCAGAGACUUCAAAGAUAUCUUGCCCAAGGGAGAGGAUGCAGCAGGAGCCCUUUAACUUUGAAUCCACUGGUUCUGGAGUAGACAAGGAAGAAGGCAUGUUGCCUGACUCGGACAUACUGGGAGAUAGCAAAGACAGUUUGGACAAAGAUGUAGUAACACGGUACCCCAGAUAUAAGAAAUAUCAGCUUGCUUGUACCAAGAAUGUCUACAACACAUCACACAUCAGUACCUCAGGUUUUGCAAGCACAUUUGGUAAUGAGAGCUCUGGUAAUGGCCUCAAAUCAGGACUUGCUGUGGGGCAGAUUAAAAGUGAACCUUCGAAUGAGGAAAAUGAUGAAGAAAGCAUCACACUUUGCCUGUCUGGAGAUGAACCUGACAUCAGGGAUAAAGAGGGGGAUGUUGAAAUGGAUAGGAAGCAGCCAAGUCCUGCUUGUGUUGACAGGUCUAAAAGUGGGUCCUCUCCUUCCUGCUUAAGGUCUUUCUUCAACAGAACAAAAAAUGUAGAUUUGGUUGGCUUCCCAAGUACUUCCCAACAGCACUUUGCCAGGAGUCCAGCAUGCCCUUUUGAAAAGGGGACAACUCAGGGUGACCACAAAACUGACUACAGCCCUUUCACAGGGAAUUAUGGACAGCCCCAUGCCAUUCAAAAGGAUGCUUCCAACUUCCCCGGAGGAUCGCCUCUCAGGGGGCCUGGUUUUGAAGCUCUUUGUAAGCAGGAAGGUGAACUGGACAGGAGGAGCGUUAUAUUCUCUUCAAAUGCUUGUGACCAAGUAAACACUUCGGUGCAUUCAUAUUCUGGUGUGAGCAACCUGGAGAAAGACCUCUCUGAGACUUUGCCAAAAGGUCUGUGGGCUGGAGGCAGCCAAUCCCUUCCUAGUUCACAGACCUAUUCCCACAGUGGACUGACAGCUGAUCACUUGCCGGGAAGGAUGCGGCCUAACACCAGCUGCCCAGUGCCAAUUAAAGUUUGCCCUCGCUCUCCUCCUUUGGAAACCAGAACCAGGACCUCCAGCUCAUGCUCCUCCUACUCAUAUGCAGAGGAUGGCAGUGGUGGUUCUCCUUGUAGCCUCCCUCUGUGUGAGUUUUCAUCUUCCCCCUGUUCUCAAGGAGCUCGAUUCCUGGCCCCUGAGCAUCAGGAGCCAGGCAUGAUGGGAGAUGGAAUGUACAACCAAGUCAGACCCCAGAUUAAAUGUGAGCCAUCCUAUGGAACAAACUCCAGUGAUGAGUCUGGGUCGUUCUCAGAAGCAGACAGUGAAUCAUGUCCUGUGCAAGACAGAGGGCAUGAGGUGAAACUUCCUUUCCCCGUUGAUCAAAUCACAGAUCUUCCAAGGAACGAUUUCCAGAUGAUGAUAAAGAUGCACAAGUUAACCUCAGAACAGUUAGAGUUUAUCCAUGAUGUCCGCCGGCGCAGCAAGAACCGGAUCGCAGCUCAGCGCUGCCGCAAAAGAAAACUGGACUGUAUUCAGAACUUAGAAUGUGAAAUCCGCAAAUUGGUGUGUGAGAAAGAGAAAUUGCUGUCGGAAAGGAACCAGCUGAAAGCAUGCAUGGGAGAAUUGUUAGAUAAUUUUUCAUGUCUUUCCCAAGAAGUGUGUAGGGAUAUGCAGAGCCCCGAACAGAUCCAAGCCCUUCACCGAUACUGCCCUGUUCUCAGGCCUAUGGAUCUACCAACAGCCACAAAUAUCGACCCUUCACCAGCUGGAGUAGAGCAAAACCUAGUGACAUCCCAGUGUAUUGGAGAAAGCAUGCAAUGCUGCUCAGAGCAAAGCUCUGUGCAACUGGGAGCUCACUGGCUACCUAACAACAUUUCCGAAAAUUGUACAGCUGGAAGAGGGCUGGAUGGAGCUGACCAAGGUACUUACUCAGAAAGAGAGCUUCCUCUAGAACAGAGUAGCCAAACAGUGACAGUAGACUUCUGUCAGGAAAUGACUGAUAAAUGUACAACGGAUGAACAGCCUAGGAAAGAUUACACCUAGUGACUUGUAACCUUAUGUUACACCUGGUCAGGUGUUCUUCAGUCAGCCAGUGGCAGUGAUCAUUUGUUGUCUAGAAGAACGUAUUUGGUGCACACUACAGUGGUCUUAGCAGCAAUACUGUUUUUAAGUAUUCCCUCCUCUCUACAAGCAGGAGUUUUCUUCACAAUGGUGCUAUCCCUUGCUCAGGCAGGGAACUAAACAGUGGCAACACUGUCUGUUUUUGUAUGUUGAUUUCAAUCUUAACAGGGAUGGACAUAACACCUCUGAGGACCCAACUGCAGCUUUUUUUUCUCAGUGGCCCAUGUCACAAAACCCUAACUCAGGAAUUUCCUCUGAAUGUUCAAUUUUUCAUUGAAGACAGCCUCUUUACACAUCAAAGUUUUAUAGCUAAACUGUACAUAUUAUAUAUAAUAUAUAUAAAAUAUAUAUAUAUCCAUAUGCAAAAGUCCCCUGCAUGCCUCAAUUUUUCUCAUCCUACAACUGGAAACUUUCAGUUCUGUUGUAUAAACAAGUUCCAACAUUCCUUUUUUUUUUUUUUUGUCUUUUAUGCUAGAACUAGUUUGGUAACUUGUUACAUGAUUUUUUCUCCCCUUUUGGUUCACAGUUCAGCAAUAUCAUUCAGUUUGUACUUAUUUAUACAGUUUUAAUGUUGGAAGCUUAUUUGAGAUUUUAUUAUAGACAACAUAUUUUUGGCACGGUGAUUUCGUGCCAUUUGAGCAAUGUGGAUUUAUUUUAUUUUCUUUCAGAUACUGUACAGUAAUGGUCAACUUUGCCACUUGCACUGAGUUUCUGGUCAAACCUCUUUUCAUAAAUGAAGUUGUGACUUCAGUAUAACUUGAGAAUACUGUUUGCUUUAUCAUGUAAAGAAAAUUAUAAAGAUUUAGCUAAUAACAAAACACUCAGGAGAUGAUCAUGUAGGAAAAACAGUCUUGCCAAAUACUGAAUUCACCAUAUGAUGUGUAAUAGCAAAUCUGCUUGAAUAUUUUUUAUAUUUGUUUAUUUCUGUUUCCCAUGCAAAGUUUAAGUGCUGUUAGUGAUGCUUUUAGAUUCCUAUUGGGUAAGAUACAUUUGGGUCUUAAGAAAUUUUAAAAAAGGAAAAUCUGACAAGUAUUCCUAAUUUGUAUGUUAGGUCCUAAUUCAAAGCCCACUGAAGUAGAUGUCAAUACCCACAUUGACUUGAGUGAGAUUUCCAGCAGGCCCCCAGCUUGUAGGCUUUAUUCACCUGAGUAGUCCAUUGACUCUAAUUCUAUUUUCAUACCCGUUUUCCACAGAUAUUACCCCAUGUACUUCAAUGGACUUGCCUUUUGAGUGUCAUAAUCAAGCUCUUUCAAGUCAGUGGGACUGUUCAUUGUAAGAAACAGUUGCAAGAUCAGGCCUAUAAUUGCAAACCAUAUACUUUUCAAUACCUGAUUUGCUUGCUUACCCAUUGAAGUGUUUGUUAUAGGUUCUUCUCAUUUUAACAGCAUUUGCCAUCAGCACAAAUGAGUCUAAAAGAUCACAGUCUCAAAGGAGACUACUCAGUGAAUUGGCUUAGUUGGAACUGUAUUGAGUUUGUAUCUCAAGCAAUCAAGUGAUCAGUGAAUCAUGUCAUGAUUGUGUGAGACAACAGCUUUCCAAGCAUAGCAUCAGCAUGUACAGUAUAGAUAAAAACAAAAACAAAAACACCCUCAUGUUUUUUAUUAUAAUUAUUAUAUGUGUAUUGAGUUUUAUUCUGUGGUUCUUUGCCCUCACUUGUGCCAGCGUGUAAUGGCUUUAUCCCUGACGACAACACCCAUACUCUACAGGUUGACAUUGUUUGCUUUUGCUGCAAAACCGAUCAUCUGUGCACACCUGUUUAAAGAAGCAGCUUCUCACAAGUACUAAGUGACAAAACGUUGUUUUGUGCUAACGUUUACACUAGAGGGGUGUCUUGGUGCUUUUUUGAGGCACUCGGUUAGAUCAGCAUCUUAUAUUGGAGGAGGAAUCAGCUCCCUUGCUCCAUUGUAUGUGUUUUAAGAUUGUGCUUGCGGACCGUCACACACUUGCCACAGUCUUGCUUUUUACCCUCUUCUCCCAAACGACCGUAGCUUGGCUACAGAGGAGGAAAUGCAUAUAGCAUGUGCCAUGUUUGUUGAAAAAUGUUUUUUCCGCAUGUACAAAGAAAAAUUAGUAUAUAAUGUAGGAUAAUAUUUAUGUUUAAGUAUUAAUCAUUUCUGUAUAAAAUCUUUAUCUUUAAAUGUUCAGAAAUAUACAAAUGCCAUAAAUUCCUAAUUCAAAAGGUUGAAGGACAGGGGAAAAUCAUCCCUUCUUUUAAAAGAUAGCGAUUGAAAUAUACUUGGAAUCUCCAGCCAUUUUCUGCAAGUAACUGAUUUAGCAGCUCUUCCUGGAGAAUCUGAUUUUCCUUUGAAUUCAUUGACGUUGCAAAGCAGUUCCAUGCUUCGCAGAGAAUUUUGUUUCUGAGAGACCAUGGUGAAAGCUAGAAUUUAAAACUAAAUGUGAAUUACAUUUAUAGUCAUAACUAUUUUUUUUGGUCAACUGACAGUAUUUUAAAGAUAUUUCUGUUGCCUUUUUUAUUUUUAAGUGACCUCUUAUAAAUAUACAUAGAUAUAGAUAUAUAUACACACCCCCAUUGAAGUGUGUGUGUGUGUGUGUGUGUGUGUGUGUGUGUGUAGCUAGAUAGAACAUUUUAUGAGUAUAAAAUACGAGUUUUAAUUAGUUUCCUGACAUGAGAAUUUACUUUACUAAUAACUCAUGUGCAACUGGUACUCUUGACCUCAUUCCAAUGGUUAAAAACAACCCACCAAUAGAACAUAUUGUUCUGCAUCUCUUUGGAUUGACCUGGCUCAGAUGGCUGCUGGGUCUCUUGACUUUCUUUUUCAUGAGAACUGAUAUUUAAAACCACUGCUCAAAUAAGUCUCUCUCUCCAAGCUGUUUCAGGAUAUUUGAUAUCAUUCUUUAUCAUUAGAAGCGACUGAUUUGUGUCAUUGCUUCCUUGAUCUGUAGUCACAUGUAUUACCUUUAUUGGUUAUAUUUUGUUUUGCUAUUCUGAACCACAUGGCUUUCAAAACUGUUAUUCAGUUAACUUUGAAGGGAAACAUUGAGGAGAAUUAGGUUCAGAACUGGACACAAGUUGAUGUACAUCUUGUAGUGCUGGUAGAACAAUUAAAACAAAUGACCAAAAAAUUCAUUUUAAAAAAAAAAGUUAACUGCUAUAUUUAGCAACUUCAAAGAUUUAGCCAAUAACAAGCUUUAUGUUUAAAUAAGGAUUGUGCAGUUUGAUUUGCAAAGAAAUCAGCAGGUUUUGCUCUGACAUACGGCUUUGAAAUUCUGUGCUAGAUGGGACUCGAUUGUCAUAUUGAAUACUGCACUAAAACAGCAUGCAUGUGAAUCCUGGAGCAUCUAGUUAUGUCCAUUCUGCAUCUAGUCCUCCUUUUUAUUUACCUUUGCUCUACUUGUACUGCCAGAAAACCUCAUUUCAUUAGGCUUAUUAUGCUUUUGUCAGGUGAGUACUACACUAUGUAAUGUAUUUGUUUCUCUGCGUUAUCUGGGGGUGCCUUGAAUACAAUUAAAGCUAUUUGCAAGCUGAUUCUGGAACAAAAAGGUAGCGCAAAAAAAAAAAAGUCAGCCAUGUUAUCAGGACAUCCCAGUAUUUAUAUCACAGACUUCCUAACAUAUGAUGACUCAGGCGUCAGAAUUUGAUGCUGCAGUAUAAACUAUUAUUUUAUAUAUUGUACAAGUAAUUUAUGAAAUGUCUUUCUAAGGGUAUAUGCUGCUUUUAAGAUGCACUAUAUUUUUGGAUCUAAUCCUUGUAUUUUUUUCCCAAGGAAGUAAAAUAUUGUGCUGCAGAGGUAAACCACAGUGAUUAGUAUGCCAACUGCUACUUCUCUUUAAAAGGGAGAGUGGGAACUGCAUAGAGUAACUUUGCUGAAUGAUGUAACUGGCUGCCAGAGAAACGAUUAAUGUUGAGAGUAUGUUACUAGUUUUAAAUUCAACAUUUUGUCAAGUCUGUAUUUUGUAAAGGCUUACAAAGAAGUCAAAACAAAUAUUUGUAUAGUUAGAUUUUAAUAUUGAACCUCAUGAUUGCCCAUUAAAAAAACAUACCUGCAUGCCAGAGUGAGUGUAAUCCUGUAAUAUUAUAUUGUUGGACCCUUUAGGAAAAUCCUGAUGAAACGCUGCAAUUCCAGCAUCUACAUAAUAUCCUCGCUGGUGUCAUGUAAUCCAACACUGUGCAUGUGAAAAAUAGAAAUAAGGCUCAGCUUGGAGAAUAGAAUUGUAGUACAUUUUGCCAUAAGAUAAUGUGGACAUCCACCAAGCCUUCAAAAGCUUGCAAUCUGAUUUAUUUCCAGCCUUCCAUGGUUCAGUUGAUUGCUCCUCAAUUACAACAUGGGGAAUCUGUUCACAUCUUUCUGAUUUAAAAUAUGGUGGGUGAUGGCUAUUUUAGUAAGUUCUGUAGUCUACAUUUUGCAUCUUUUUUUAAUAUAUAUCUUUUAGGUUCUGUCUAGGGAAGUUUUGCUUCAAUAAGAGUAAUGGUGGUGAUGCUGUUGCCUAAGAGGAUCUUCUGAGUAUGGAGUGGCUUAUUUUUAUCUACCAUAAAGUAUAACUAGAAACAUUUAACAUAAAGAAUUUCUUAACAUGUUAAGGUUGUAUUGUAGUUCCUCUGUCAAGGCAAUCCAAGUUAAUUUAUACACACACAUAUACACACAGAUGCACGUGUGUGUGUGUGCAUAAUUAUAGCUAGUGUGUGCAUACAUUUUCCUGUUUAUAAUACGUAUAUGUGUAUUUAUAACACUGUUUGGAGUAUUUCACAACUCCAGCAUCAGAUUUGAUGCUGCAGAAUACAAUAUAUGUGUAUAUACAUAUGUGUGUUCAAAUAAUAUGUGUACAUAUAAAAGAUCUAUUGUUGGUGGAUUGUAGAAUAAUAAGUUAUUCUCUGUAGUCUGAAAGCUAAUGGCAUUACUUGCAGUGAAAAAGUGUACAGUAUUUUCCUACACUCCACCAAGAUAGGUAUUAUUUAUAUCAUGUUAAAACUAAUGAGAUGCUUUUUAAUGUAAUACACACAUAAUGCUGCCAUUUUGGAAAUAAAACCACUUUUGGCAGGGAAGAGUGCGUUUUUAUAACUGUGUAACACAAUUAGCCAAAUCGAACAAUAGAUAAGCUAACAGUUGAGUGAAUAUCAUUCUUCUUAGCUAUAUAUGAAAUAGUCCUUGGCAUAGGUGUGAUUUGCCACAUGACUGAACACACAUGUGGUUCAGAAAUUGUUCCUUUGGACUAAUUAAGGGCAUGCAGAACAUAAAUGGCACACUGAAAAAGGUGGAAAUAGCAGAAUUGUCGUAAUUUGAUUUCCUUGGGACAGCACCAAAGUAUGGGUCCAGGCAUCUCCCUCCAUCCCUGACUUCUGGGAGUGUCCAGAAUCUGAAUCUAAGCCCCAGAUUUACCAAGGGGCUUAUCACCAUCAUAAUGCCAAAGCAACCACCUCAACAUUUGUGGGUUGGAAUGGGGACAACAUUUUCAUCAUUUGGAUUGCUGUGUCUUGGACCCAUUGUACUUACAAUUUAAUGAGACAGUGUUAUCCUGCAUUUGUGAUAUAAUGGAAAGAAUUGUGCAUGUUUAAAUAAUGUUCUUUCUACUCUUGCUCUGACUGAAAAUAUCUGGAUCCCUCAGACUAGCAGAAACAAUACUAAACACUUUGGUGAUCUUUGGUGCUUUUUGCUUACCAUUAAUAGCAAGCAUCACUUUUAAUUUCAACGGUGGAAAUGCCCUAAGAGUUUGUUCCAGAACCAGUUGGAUACAAGUGCACCUCUAAUCUAUGCCUUACAAACUUCAGAGGCCAUAUUCAAAACAGGGUUUUAUCAGUGUAUGCAAGGGGGUGCAACCCCUUUUCUCUUCCUCCCCAGGUCAAACAGUAUGGACAGUUUUCACACAUAUCUACCUGUAUAAUCCUCUGUACCUCUCAUAACUGGUCAAUGACUGUAACAGGUUACAUCAGGUGUUUUUCUACAUACUUUUUACACAGAUUCUAUGCGAUUAAUGUAACUUAAUUCAAUGCAUCAUUUUAUUGUACUAGUUCUUAAGCUUGUCUUUAUUUUUUUCUAGGUGACUGUGGUUUCUUGUGAUUUUUAUUGUAUAAAUGAGAUGGCUGUUAAUGCUUACUCUCUGUUACUAAGAAUUUUUACCUUUUUGAAGAAAAAAGCAUUGCUAUGAACUAAGAAUUUAAAACUUCAUUUACUCAUUGUAAAUACAGUAUUGUGCAAAAAAAAACCCUUUUCAUUCAUUUGAAUUGCUAGUGUUAACUGAAUUUUGUCUAGACACCAUUUCUGUUGAUGAAAUAAAGACAUAUCAUUAUGUAUUGUAAA
Messenger RNA from Alligator mississippiensis (American alligator), 9952 nucleotides. RefSeq names its product BTB domain and CNC homolog 2 (gene BACH2). Gene Ontology annotation, molecular function: DNA-binding transcription factor activity, RNA polymerase II-specific; RNA polymerase II cis-regulatory region sequence-specific DNA binding; protein binding. Gene Ontology annotation, biological process: regulation of transcription by RNA polymerase II. Lineage: Eukaryota; Metazoa; Chordata; Crocodylia; Alligatoridae. Bases 1146 to 3620 code for a protein of 824 amino acids. The transcript has 9 exons. The record is from RefSeq and is a predicted model, not a curated record.